CUUAGCUAUGUCUCAGAGACGCUGCUGCUGGGCGGCGGUGUGGAGGAUUACGAAUAUUUAAACAAGAGUAGACGUGAAGUCGAUGGUAUCGAUGACCGCGAGGAGUGGAGUUUGCUCAGGAACGCCCUGGACGUUGUCGGUUUUACGCCUACGGAACAACUCGACCUCUUUCGUAUCGUCGCGGCGAUUCUUCAUAUCGGCAACAUAACAAUCACUUCCACACGCUCAGACGAUGCACUCAUGCCCGACCCCUCGCAAGCUGAGCGCGCUUGUCAUCUUCUCGGUAUCCCUGUAUCAGAUUUCACCAGGGCCGUGCUCCGCCCGCGGGUACUUGCCGGAAGAGAGUGGGUCACCCAGGCACGAACGCGCCAGCAGGCUGUCGAAGAGCUAGCGGCACUCUGCAAGACGCUAUACGAGAAGUCCUUCGGUAUGUUGGUCGAUAGGAUCAACCGUGCCCUCGAUAGGCCCUCGUCGAAGUCGACAUUCAUCGGUGUGCUCGAUAUUGCCGGUUUCGAGAUCUUUGAGAUCAACGGCUACGAACAGUUGCUCAUCAACUAUACAAACGAGAAGCUGCAGCAGUUUUUCAAUUACCAUAUGUUUGUGCUCGAGCAAGAGGAGUACGCACGAGAGGGCAUCGAGUGGGACUAUGUCAACUUCGGCCUGGACUUGCAGCCAACAAUCGACCUCAUCGAGACUAGCGGCAACGCGAUAGGCAUUCUUAGCCUGCUUGACGAGGAAUGUAUCAUGCCAAAGGCUACGGACUUGACGUUCACGAACAAGCUGCACUCGAUCUGGGCGUCGGAGACUCAGCCCGGCGAAGAGGAGCACCCUGGCAAGCUCAAGUACGAGCCUUCGCGUUUCGAGCAAGGCUUCCUCGUGCACCACUAUGCCGGACGCGUCGAGUACCGCACGGACGGCUGGUUGGAGAAGAACAAGGACCCGCUUAACGACAACCUCACCCGCGUGCUAGCGGGCGCCGCGGAGAAGUAUGUCGCUUCCUUGUUCUCCGACUACGGCGAUGCACCCGGCAUCGUCUCGAGCCAUGCGACCGCUUUUGGAACGCAGAGCAAGAAGCGCGUCACCAAGAAGGGCGCGUUCAGGACCGUCGGACAGCGCCACAAGGAGCAGCUCGCGAGCCUCAUGUCGCAACUCCAGGCGACGCGACCCCACUUCGUCAGGUGUAUCGUCCCGAACACGAUGAAGAAACCAGGCAGGAUCGACGUGCCACUAGUUCUCGACCAACUACGAUGCAAUGGUGUGCUCGAAGGUAUUCGUAUCGCCCGGCUCGGAUAUCCCAAUCGUCUUCCGUUCGUUGAGUUCCGUCAGCGGUACGAGGUACUCACACCGGGUAUCAUUCCGCGAGGCUACAUGGACGGCCGCAAAGCUUGCUUGCGCAUGGUCGACGCUCUCGAGCUUGACAAGCCGUUGUACAGGAUUGGUACAUCGAAAGUCUUCUUCAAGGCCGGUGUUCUCGCUGAGCUCGAAGAGCGGCGCGAUACCCUCCUGUUCGAUAUCUUCUCGAGGUUACAGGCCGUCGCACGGAAGUGGACAGCGCGUCGGCAGAUCAAAAAGGUGCUAAACCGCGCGGUGGCGAUUCGGACAAUCCAGCGGAAUGCACGCGUUUACGGCGAACUGCGUGACUGGCCAUGGUGGCAGCUGUACACAAAAGUGCGGCCGCUGCUUGCGGGCACGCGGAACGAUGAGGAGCUGCGGCGGAAAGAAGUGGAGCUUACGCUGAUCAAGGAGCGCGCAGAACGUGACAAGCAGGAGCGGGAGGCGCUAGAGAACUUGCGCAUGCGCCUGGAGGCGGACAAGCGCAGAGUCGAGGAAGACCUUGAAGCGGAACGCGCGCUCGCUCUCGACAAGGACGCACUACUCGAACGCAGCAAGAAACACGAGGUUGAGCUCGAAGACGAAGUUGCCGCACUCCAGGCGGACCUCGAUACCCUCGAUUCACAGCUUGAUCGCGCGCUGAAGCUGCAGAAGGAAAGCGAGGAGAAGCACCGAACCCUCCAGCAGGCGUUCGACCAGGCUGCGGAGCAUCUCGUGCGUCUUGAGGCCGAGCAGCAGGAAUGGGUUAAGAAGGAGACGGAGCUGACCGAGAACCUCAACGAAGCGGAGGAAGACAUAGACAUCCUCACCGCAGAGAAAGAGGAGCUGCAAAAGGCGACGGAGGAGCUCCAGAAUCUCGUCGCUCAGCGGGAAGAAGACGUCGCUCGCGUCAAGGAGCGUAUGGACUCUGCAAUGUCGGAAUUGGACGGCAAGCUGAGAAAUGAGGCCCUGAACAGGUAUGGUCUCGCUGCUUACGCAUAGCAUACCAUUAACAUCUGUGGGCUGUAGGGACUCGUUACGCGAGAAGGCUGAGAGCCUGGAGCGUGAGGCACGCUUGUCCAAGGAACAGCUCUCUGAGAUGGCACGCACCGCGACAGAGUACACGAACAUGAUCAAGCAGAAGGAAGACGACGUCGCUCAUCUGACAUCCGAUCUUGAGAAGUCAAAGCAGGAGCGUGGCAGUUUGCUCAAGGAGAUUACUGAGCUCCAGGGCCAAGUCGACACCCUCUCUCGAGAGCUGCAGGCUCAGCAAGACGACGGCAAACGUGGCUCGGAAGCUCACGCGCGGCUGCAGGAGGAGUUUGACGAGCUUCGCUCUCUCCUUCAGGCUAAGGUCACCGAGGAGACGCGGAGGAGCGAAGCCGACAAGAGUAAGGAAGUGGAGCUCGCCGACUUGCGUUCACAGGUUGCUAGUCUCUCGCAGAGCCUAAGCGAUGCGCGUAAGCAGGCUCUGGAAGGCCAGAACAAGCUGAAGGUCGAGCUUGACACCCUCGUUCGCGAACACCAGAUGCUAGAGCAGAGCCACAAAUCUCUCUCGGAUCGUGAGGCCACUAGCCAGGUCAAGCUCAAGGAUGCGGAGGCUGCUCUUUCGGAAGCAGUCAAGACAAAGAGGACAGUUGAGUCCGACCUGCAGUCCGUUCGUUCGAGGCAGAUAGAUCUAGAGAGUCAGCUUGCAGACGCUCUCAGAGAACGAGAUG
Molecule: messenger RNA, 3029 nt
Organism: Phanerochaete carnosa HHB-10118-sp
Lineage: Eukaryota; Fungi; Basidiomycota; Agaricomycetes; Polyporales; Phanerochaetaceae
Exons: 1
Coding region: 241-2313 (690 amino acids)
Biological process (GO): actin filament organization; vesicle transport along actin filament
Cellular component (GO): myosin complex; actin cytoskeleton; vesicle
Molecular function (GO): actin filament binding; ATP binding; microfilament motor activity
Source: RefSeq, a predicted model, not a curated record